This is a messenger RNA of Durusdinium trenchii, 570 nucleotides long. Lineage: Eukaryota; Dinophyceae; Suessiales; Symbiodiniaceae. The record is from the annotation of a GenBank genome assembly.
AUGGCCAGCCAUGCAAGAAGAGAAGCAGGUGCCGAUGUGCUGGGGGCAGAAGAGCGCAGGCUCUUGGAUCGGACGUUUGAGGAGUUGGCCCGGUGUUGCAUGUUGCCCUGUGAAAACUAUGGAGAUUGUGCCGUGAGAGACAAGUAUGAAGGCGUCACCGACAAUGCUCGAGUGCCUUUUGCCAUGCGAAUUUGGCAGAGAAACGCUGACCUGACAGCGACAGCCAAACAGAUUCCAGAUGAGAUCUACCGAGGUUCUGAGGGAGACUUUGACAACAGACAAGAGUUUAUAUGGAGAUCACGGACCCCGAGACAAUUGUUCCGGUACAACCAGGUCAUCAUCCAAAAGAAACUGCCCAGAAAGAACUUGCUUCAAAUCCGCUGUGACUGCAUUGAGUGUGGAUUUCAGAAGGUGUUGAAUGCUUUGGACACGAAAGAAAAGUUGCAUUUGGAAGUCAGGGAGCUCAUCGCACACGAUCGCCAGUUGCCACUGCUUUAUGUUCCAAAGAGUCAGAACAUCUUCCAGACGAUGCGCGUUUUGUGUGCGACCUGUCCCAUCAACCGGGUGUAA